Molecule: messenger RNA, 1190 nt
Organism: Trichomycterus rosablanca
Lineage: Eukaryota; Metazoa; Chordata; Actinopteri; Siluriformes; Trichomycteridae
Exons: 2
Coding region: 19-513 (164 amino acids)
Source: RefSeq, a predicted model, not a curated record
GAAGCAGCAGCAGCUAAAAUGUUCUGGUUUAAGAAGUUGUGGUGUUGUAGCACCCCGGCCGACGAGGAUGAGGAGCCACACAGACCCAAACCUAAGAAGAAGGAGAAGAAGAAGAAAUGGUGGCAGAGACUCAAAAAGAAAGAGCGGCAGGAGGACACGAACAUACAGGAACAUCAGAUGAUCGGAAACAAGGAGAAUGCAGGGAUGAGUACCCAGGUUCUGCAGGACCAAGGGCAGGAACCAGGGGUACAGGUGGUACAGAUGGAAGAGAAGAACCAGGUGGAGCCGAGCAUGGAGGAGAAUCAGAUGAUGGGAAACGAGGAGUAUGCAGGGAUGAGUACACAGGUUCUACCCGACCAAGGGCAAGAACCAGAGGUACAGAUGAUAGAGAUAGAAGAGAAGAACCAGGUGGAGCCGAGCAAGGAGGAGAAUCAGACGAUGGGAAAUGAGGUGAAUGUAGGGAUGAGUACACAGGUUCUACCUGACAAGGGCAGGAACCAGAGGUACAGAUGAAAGAGAAGAACCAGGUGGAGCCAAGCAUGGAGGAGAAUCAGAUGAUGGUAAACGAGGAGAACGCAGGGAUGAGUACACAGGUUCUGCAGGACCAAGGGCAGGAACCAGAAAUACAGGUGGUACAGAUGGAAGAGAAGAACCCGGUAGAGCCGAGCAUGGAGGAGAAGAAGCCAGAAGAGCAGAACCCGGUUAUAGAAGGGAUUGAAGGUACAUCUUGAAGUGGGGUUUGAGCUGUGUGGUGUUUAAUCCAUCAUGGUGCUGAAGAUUCAUUUCUCCAGAAGAUCCACUUCAGGCUGUCGUUCUGGAGAACAUAUUCAGGUCCUCUGAUGAAGUGGUGCAGCAGCAGAACGUUCAGGACGAGCACGUUCUGAUUGCUCCCACAUUUAUAAUCCAACCUGAAGAGUGUGAAAAACUGAUGGAGACCACGGUGGAGAAUCAAGGCGUGUCUGUGCCCGCUGGUGAUCCUGUGCCCCUGGUAUACAUGCUAAAGCUAAAGAGAACGAGCCGCUGGACCGUGUGCCCUGUAAUGGUGCUGCCAUCCUCACAAUAUGUCUCAUCGGCUCUGCUGUGUUCUGCACUGCUGUGGCGUCCUUCAGAACGUCCUCGCUCCACAGGGAUCGUCCAGAAACUUUUCCGUCAUCAAAAUAAAAAUAAAGUUCAUUAAAAAAUAAACUGCU